AUGUCCAAAGCUCUAUACGUUGGGCUUCUCUGGCUUCUUUCCCUGGCUUUUGUCAGCGCAGCGCCCGCUCCUGACGCCGCCAAAAUAUCCGUUGGCGACAUCAUCAACGCUCUCAAAAUCCAACUCGUCAAAAGCAUCAACGUGACGAUUACCCUCGAGAGCCUUACAACUAAUUUAGUCACUACAGCCGUCGAGAUUUCAAACACCUUACCUGUGGAGCUUACCAUCAACACAAUCAAUACGUCUGCUGGUAUCAAUGGCACGGAGUUCGCGGCUUUCCAACACACCUUUGAGAAGGGUCUUGUUCUCCCGCCGUUCUCUACCGUUAACACCGGGGAAAUACCAAACGUCCUUUUGACGCAAGGCGCUAUUGCUUCUCUCGAUAUCAUUCCUCUGGGCUUCCUAGAUCUAUUGAACACCGACGUCAAUGUUCACGCGCUCACGAUCUUUGGUUUCGGCGGUAUUCCAAUUCCUAUUACUGGGUUGAAGCAGAGCCACGUUCCAACUACGUAUAACCUUGCCUUGAGUUGA
Messenger RNA from Pleurotus ostreatus (oyster mushroom), 531 nucleotides. RefSeq lists its product as uncharacterized. The record is from RefSeq and is a predicted model, not a curated record. The transcript is spliced from 6 exons. Lineage: Eukaryota; Fungi; Basidiomycota; Agaricomycetes; Agaricales; Pleurotaceae. The coding region runs from base 1 to 531 and encodes 176 amino acids.